AUGGAUGAAAGAUGGAUAUCAAGUCCUUGGCCUAGUUUGAAGCCAAUGACAAAUAUGGUCCACAUCGAUGAGAAAUGGUAUGACAUGGCCCGAGUGAAGAGUAGCUACUACGUACUGCCUGCAGAAGAACAACCAAAUCGAAAUGUGCACAAUACUCAUAGCAUUGGGAAGGUAAUGUUUCUAACAGAUGUGGCCAAACCUCGCUACAAUGAAGAUGGGGAGAUGACAUUUGAUGGAAAGCUUGGAAUUUGGCCGUUCGUGAUAGAGACCGAGGCACAACGAACAAGCCACAACAGAGAUAGGGGGACAAUAGAGUUGAGGCCGGUCAAAGUUACUAGACAUGUGUGCAGAGAUUACCUGAUCAAUAAAGUAAUCCCUGCCAUUCAAGACAAAUGGCCGGACGGUGACGAGGACACAAUGAUCUUCAUUCAACAAGAUAAUGCAACACCGCAUGUCCUCCCUAAUGAUGUCGGUUUUCUAGAAGCCGUGGCACAGACAGAUCUAGAUAUUCGACUAUUGCAACAACCACCGAACAACCCUGAGCUCAAUGUUCUAGAUCUUUGUUUCCACUGCUCCCUCCAAUCCCUAACUGACUGCAGAUCACCUAUGAAUAUCCAGGAAUUAGUACAGGGUGUAGAGGAGGAGUUUGAGAACUAUGAUGCCCGUAAGCUGUUCAAAAGCUUCAUGACGUUGCAAGCAGUCAUGGUGGAAGUGAUGAAAGAUCAAGGAGGAAACAACUACAAGAUGCCGCAUCUGCAUAAGGAACGUCUACAGAAUGCUGGAGAGGAAAUAAUCGGUGUAUACUGCAGUCCUGAGCUAAUUACUGACACCAAGGUCAUCAUAGAACAAGGAAAUGAGUAG
Aegilops tauschii subsp. strangulata is the source of this 861-nucleotide messenger RNA. Lineage: Eukaryota; Viridiplantae; Streptophyta; Magnoliopsida; Poales; Poaceae. The record is from RefSeq and is a predicted model, not a curated record.